This is a messenger RNA of Anopheles nili, 1569 nucleotides long. Its product is annotated as probable cytochrome P450 304a1. Lineage: Eukaryota; Metazoa; Arthropoda; Insecta; Diptera; Culicidae. Bases 1 to 1569 code for a protein of 522 amino acids. Gene Ontology annotation, molecular function: iron ion binding; monooxygenase activity; heme binding. The record is from RefSeq and is a predicted model, not a curated record. The transcript is spliced from 3 exons.
AUGACCGCGAUAAGUGUGUUGCUAUGGUUUGCGUUAAUUCUACUACUUGCGUAUCGAUUUUAUGUGAACAACAUCAAACGUAUUCCCAACUUUCCUCCUGGUCCACCACGUUUACCAUUUUUGGAAGAUUACGGACUACUGCUGCUGCUCAACUAUCGUCAUUUAUUUCGUGCCGCAGAUAAACUAGCUCGAUAUUAUAAGACGAAGCUGCUUGGUCUUCGGUUGGUGGGCAUUCCAACCAUCAUUAUUUAUGAUCUCGCCAUUGCCCGCGAAGUAUUAAAACGCAGUGAAUUUGAUGGCCGACCGGGAUUAUUCCUAGCUCUGAUGCGGCAGAAACAGUUCAAACGGAGAGGCAUCUUUUUCACUGAAGGUCCCGCAUGGAAGGAACAUCGUUUGUUUUUCCUGCGGCAUCUGCGUGAUUAUGGCUUUGGCAAACGAUCCGAGCAGUACGAACAACAUAUUGAAAGUGAAUUAUUGCAACUAGUGGACUUGUUGCAAUCGGGUCCGCGGUAUGAGUACGAAGGUGAUUUCAUAAGCAAGAACGGGUGCGCUAAAUGUCCGGAUGUGUUUUUUGUAACGAUUGCGAAUAUGUUCCUUCAAUUGAUAACUAUGGAACGGUACCAACGUGCGAGAGCCAAACCUCUUGUGAAUGCCUCAAGAAAUGGACUACAGUUUCUGCGCUUCGCCGAUGGUUUUGGAACGGUAUACAGCUAUUUUCCCUGGGUGCGGUAUGUGUUUCCGUUCACAAAGAAGUACCACAAAAUCCGAGAUGGAAUGCUCGGCCUUAGCCGUUUCUUUGAACGUCUUAUUUCGUUGCAAAUGGAUACAUUACAUGAUCCAGAGAACCCGCGCCACUUUAUCGAUCGUUACCUUGACGAGGCACAAAAUCAUAUUCCUCAGAAUGCCGAUUUUACAUUCCAAUAUGAUCAAUUAGUAACGGGAUUAGCUGAUUUUUAUAUGCCAGCCGUAGUUGGAACGUCCGUUCAGCUAUCAAUGGCGCUUGAAAGAUUGUUACUCGAUCCGGAGGCUAUGCAGCGAAUUCAACGAGAAAUAGACGAUGUCGUUGAUCAUGACAGGCUUCCGACAUUAAACGAUCGUAUUAAUCUACCGUACACCGAGGCUACAGUAAGGGAAUGCUUGCGAAUCGAUACACUAAUACCGACCGGGAUCGUGCAUAGAACUACUGAAAACACGGAGCUCGAAGGGUAUCACGUGCACGAGAACACGCUGCUCUUGGUGGACUUCGAUAGGAUAAACAACCAGCAGGAUAUAUGGGAGGAUCCUCGCAAAUUCCGCCCUGAUCGCUUUCUGGACGAUAUGGGAAAAUUGGAUCUUUCCAAAGAUCGUACUUUGUCGUUUGGCAUUGGAAAAAGGCAGUGCCCAGGACAAACAUUUGCCCGUAACACUUUGUUUCUAAUGCUGGCUACUCUUUUGCAGCGUUUUGAACUGAAACACAAUCCCACAAAUCCUUGGCCAAUUUUAUCGAAAAGACAAACAGGAUUGAUUCAUGCACCGGAUGAUUUUUGGAUACGGUUUGUACCGAGACCCGAACGUACUUUACAGAAAUAA